Molecule: messenger RNA, 5740 nt
Organism: Nothobranchius furzeri (turquoise killifish)
Lineage: Eukaryota; Metazoa; Chordata; Actinopteri; Cyprinodontiformes; Nothobranchiidae
Product: phospholipid phosphatase-related protein type 4
Biological process (GO): phospholipid dephosphorylation; signal transduction; phospholipid metabolic process
Cellular component (GO): plasma membrane
Molecular function (GO): phosphatidate phosphatase activity
Source: RefSeq, a predicted model, not a curated record
GACAGGGAGUUGUCUGGAGCAUACAGUCUUGUUUAAAUGUAAUUGGAUAAAAGUCUUCUGGACCUGCCAAUCAGAAGCUCAGUGUGUGUUUGCGUGUGGGGUGGGGGGGGACUCAAUGUGAGAGAACACAACUAAGACAGAAGUUAAAUUAAGUACAGUACAGGCCAACAGUUUAGACACCUCAUUCAGUGUGUUGUCUUUACUUUCAUGACUAUUUACUUUGGGAGAUUCUCACUUAAGGCAUCAAAACUAUGAAUGAACACAUGUGGAGUUAUGUACUUAAGGGACGUGUGUGUGUGUGUGUGUGGCCCGGAGGACAGAGGACAGGAGAACGCGCAGCUAAUUAAUUAAAUACUUUGGUUCUGUACCUUUCUCUUCAGCACAGCCGACAAAGGUUUAUGAUGGGUCAGUCCUCCUGCAUGCUCAGAUCAUUCCCUUCCCUUGCUUGAAAAAUCGUUCCAAAAUGAAAGUUGAACCCACAUGUUUUUUAUCUGUGAAUUCAAUGCCGUUCGGCGAGUCUCAAAUAAAAAUGUGGGCAUCUUACUGUAAAAAAAUAUACCAUUAAUGUAAAAAAGAAACUCUAAAUAAACUAUGUUCACAUCCAGAAUCAAACCCAGGUCUGCUGCAUGAGAGUCAGACAUCUUACAAGGUGAGCUAACUCUAGUAGCAUUCUGUAACUUUUAUAUCCUUGAUGACAGCUGAAACAACGUCAAACCAAAGAACGGUUCGAAGUGAAAAUGGCUAUUUUGUUGCUAAUUUGCAGGAAAUAUCUAGAAGAAAGUUCUACAGAAAGUAGCUAAGGGUCCUCAGAAAUGUAGCUAGCUUUGUCACUAGGCGUUAGGAACAGCGACAAAGUGGCACUGCCUCUCUCUCUGCUGCUAAAGCUACGGAUAGCAAAUGCUACGGGCGAUGCCUGAGCGUGAACGCGCAUGAAGCAGCCUGCUCGACCCGAGCAUCUCUCUUUUUCUGUGAUUUUACAGAAAAACAGGCAAUCACAGUAAAAAUGCCAGGGCUCAUUCUACAGGACCAGGGCAUUGCAGGAGAAUGUAUGAAGAAGACAUUUAUUAUUUCUAUACAUGUUUUGGCUGUCAAACUUCCAUAAUGCCCCUUUAACCAAAAAAGGUGAAAUAACGGAAAACAUGGUUUAUGUUCUAUUUUCUUCAAAAUAGCUCUCCUUUGCUCUGAUUGCUGCUUUACACACUCUUGGCAUUCUCUUGAUGAGCUUCAAGAGGUGUGUAGUACUUGUUGGCCGCUUUGUAAAUGGUCAUGAAUUGAAAGAAAACACAUUAAAUGAGGAGAUGUGUCCAAACUUUUGGCCGGCACUGUACAUCAUGGUGACAUCCCAGCCAGUGGAAAUAGUAUUUUACACGACAGAUUGAGAAUGUGUUGGGUAAUGAUGAUGUGACCACAGGGUGGUACCCGCAUGCUGUACAUGCAUCGAUGUGGACCAUGUAAGGAUAAAGAAAUGCACUUGUUGGGUCUUGGUUGUGAGAUUGUUGGAAAACGUCAAUGACGCUGUCCGUGGUGCUGCAAGUAUCUGAUGGAAGUACUGCGUCACCAAACACUGCAUUAACGCAUGCAUUACUGGAGGUGUGCGUUUCCUUCUGAUUCAAAUACCUUAUGGUAUUUGUUAAAUGGUCGCAGUGUGUGCAGGGGGGCUUCUCGGGGGAGCUGCCGCCGCUUUUCCGAUGAGCGCCACAUACACACGAAUGGGCUGUGACGCCGCGCGCUGCGCCGUGAACGCACAGAGCGCAGUCCACCUGCUGGAACAGUGCGCUGUGUGACGGACGCAAGGCAGCUCCAUCUCCCCUUCCUCCUGCCUUUCUCAUGCUGGCGAGCAGCGGCGGAGAAAACAGUGUCAGGACCACUGAGCGGCCUCCAUUUUUAAUCCAAGAAAUCUAAUUCCAGGUGCGACAGCAGCCACAUCUCUGCAGGACCCGUCUAGCUCACCCCGCCCGGGUAUGGAGGGUCGUUUUUAGGGUCCUGGAGGUACGAGGGGCGGCAGAAGAGCGGGAACGGGGACGCUGUCGGAAUCUAGCCAAAAUUACGACGGGAAUCAAGUACAAUCCACUGUCUCCCGGUACCGGGGGAGACCACCGGCCACUAGUGAUGUCUCGCACGAAGGAGCGAAUGAAAGGCGGGAAGGAGACCAAGGACAGCGUCACUCUGCUGCCAUGUUUUUACUUUGUGGAGCUUCCCAUCCUGGCCUCCUCGGCUGUCAGCCUUUAUUUCCUCGAGCUGACGGACUUUUUCCAACCGGUGCAUUCUGGCUACAGUUGUAACGACCGCAGUCUGUCAUUGCCCUACAUCCUGCCCAGACAGGAAGUUUGCCCGCUGCCCUUGCUCUUCAGCUUGGCCUUUGCUGUCCCGACUGUCACUAUUCUGAUAGGGGAGGCCAUCCUGUACUGCUAUCUGUUCAGGAGGUCAUCAUCCAGACAGACUGAGGCCAACAUCAGCGCUGCAGGCUGUAAUUUCAACUCCUACAUUCGCAGAGCUGUACGCUUCAUAGGAGUCCAUAUUUUCGGCUUGUGCGUGACAGCACUCAUAACUGAUAUUCUUCAGUUGUCCACGGGGCAGCACACGCCUUACUGGCUGGAAGUCUGCAAACCCAACUUGACCCACAUUAACAUGUCCAGCUGCGAUGAAGCUUUUAUCCUGGAGGAUAUCUGCUCUGGACAGGACCAGAGUCUCAUCAGUGCUGGGAGAAAGUCUUUCCCCUCUCAGCACGCCACACUGUCUGCUUUUGCUGCCGUCUACAUCUCAAUGUACUUCAACGCGGUGCUGACAGACUCGGCCAAGCUGCUGAAGCCUCUGCUGGUGUUCUCUUUCACCAUGCUGGCCAUCCUGGCUGGACUAACCAGGAUCAUUCAGUUCAGAAACCACCCUGUGGACGUCUACUGUGGGUGGCUGCUAGGAGCUGCCAUCGCUGUUUACCUGGGUGUUUACACGGUCAGCAAUUUCCAGCCGAGCAAAGAUUGCUCCAGAAGUCGACUGCCUGGUCCCAUUUUGAGAGAGCCACCCCUUUCCUCCCUCCCCAAUGUCAGCCAGUCAGCAGUUAGCAACAGCCACCAAGGCCACCACACCCUGGCUCCCAGCCCACAAAAGCCCAUCCUGACGAGGACCCUUUCUCAUGCCCUGUCCCCUGACCGUCCAGUGCCCAUUUUGACACGCAGCUCCUCCUACCGAGAGCCAUCUUUGAGCAACCUAAAGAGAGCGAGCGCUGAGGUAGAGGUGAUCACGUCAUCCAGUCCACCAGGAAGCCGAGACAACAUGAUGACCUUCAGCAGCAGCACCUUGCCAAGGUCCCAUGGUGGUUCCUCUGUGGAGGAGGGUCGUAUUCCACGCCGUCAUGCCUCCAUCCACACCUCAAUGGACUCAACUCGAUCCAAACAGCUACUCAGCCAAUGGAAAAAUAAAAAUGACAACAGAAAGCUGUCACUGCAGGUGAUGGAUGGGAUACGGCCACCUUCCUCCUCAUCUCCCCAGAGAAACGUGGAGCUCCGCUGCUCCUCUGAGCCCUCUGCCAUGGGCCUGGAGAUAGAGCUCCACGGUGGAACCCACAAUCCCUCAGCCUCUGGCCAGGAAGCAGACAUGCGAGUUGGGGCCCACAUCCCAGCUCAGUACAUGAAGCUGGCAGCUAGCUCUGUACCGAUAAACAAUCAUAAUCACCUGGCACAUAACGGCAGCACUGGAAUGGCAGGAGGGGCCAGAGCUUCUAUCCAAUCUCGACCGGGAUCCUCUCAGCUAGUCCACAUCCCUGAGGAGGAGAAUCCCUCCAGCAGAGAUCAGGAGAGUGAAUCAGAGGACAGCUUGAUGGAUGGAGGUGGAUCAGUGAGGGAAAAGUGGCUGAGAGUGGCUGAGAAGACCACCCUCCCCUGCAGACCCCUCAGUGCUGGAGGACAGCCCCGUCUCAUGCAGGUGAUAGCUUUAUCCAAACAGCAGGGCCUGCUUCACUCUCCCCGACUGGAGGAUGUUGGCAGCACUGUCAGCUGCACUGGAUCCAUUCGGUACAGAGCGCUAACGGACCAGGAUCCGUCGCCGCCGGCCUCUACCACAGGAGCAGUGGGAGGUGGAAGAACAGGAGGAGGCUUGGAACGAACGGGAAGUAUAGUUCGUGUUGACGCCCAUCCGGAGAUCAGGCAGAACAAACCAGUGGUGAAACCUCCAAAUUCUGAAGGAAAUGGCUCGUGGAGAUGGAAGCCGCCGGAACAGCGAGCGUCCCUGAGACAGUCAGCCUUUGUGCUCAAUGACCUGAACAGAAACACAGACAGCUGUGAUUCUCUGAGGGAUGGUGGGUCUGUGGAUGGAAGGAGGAGUGUUGCAGGAACUGAGUCCGAGAGUGAAAGCUGUGGGGAUGGAGGGGGCGGGGGUUGCGUCCAGAUCAACCACCCACACGUAGUACACCCUCUGCAUCCUCUACAUCCAAACAACCCUAACAAUUUUCAGCACCCUAAUUUCAUUCCCAGCAAUUCCAAUAAUCCAAACUUUAACAAUGAUCUCCCUAAUUACAACCCCAAUGCCUCCAACUUUGGCGUGACAUUCUGUCCACCUUCCACCUUUGCUCCCCCUUUCCACCCCCACCCUCAGGCGAUUACCACCAUCCGGAUCACCCCAGUGGAAGCCACAGCAGCAAGCAGUGAUGGAGGCUCAGAUUGCCAGUCAGUGGCCUCCUCCAGCCGGGAGUCUACUCUUAGGAGGAAGGGCAGCGGCAACCUCGUCCAUGUCGUAGACCCAGGCCCAGACCCCGAUCUCCAACACAACCACCGCCCAUCUGAUGAAAAUAACUGCUAUGACGGUGAGAGCACCAACCGUUUCCACGAAAACCUUAGAAAUUUCCAAGAAAACCCCAUUCAGCCCAGUUUUCCUAACAGGCAGAUGCAGAAUGUGUUUGGGCGUCCCAGCCCAACCCCUCCCCCCACCUUACCCCGACCCGUCCUAACUCACACUCCACCUCCGACUUCGGGCCUGGCCUAUAAAGAGUCACAUCUGUAUAAACCUGUGAUUUAGCACUUGACCAGUGAAGGGUUUGUCUGGGGGGCUUCUGUUGGGUCCAGUGCCCAGAACACGAAUCCACGAGGAACGCAGGGUCAGCUAACUCCAUUCGACCUCGCCUGCAGCUGAGCCAAUCAAAACCAGGCAGCAGGUUUACUCAGAACCCAGAUCCAACAUUGAGCAGCUGAGAUCUCAAACAAGCAGCAGACAGGUCCCUCAGUAAGGGCUUUUUAAAUAUUGUUUGUUUGUUUUAAUCGAAGACUGAGCAACAGUGGUCUGAACUCUUGAUGACUUAACUCAGGGAGAGUUAGGCAUCUCUCCAGCUGGGAUUGGGAUUACAUUAACAAAUCCGCUCCUGCCACCACUAAAAACACAGAAAACACAUUCAAAUGUGAACUCUGACCUCAGCAUUUGUGUGUUUGUACAUAAGGAGGCUUUUCUCAGAGGAGACGACGGUGUUGAAUAAGGUCAGUAUGCGUUAAGUGUUGUGUUUACUAGAAGCAUAGACUUUUAACCCUUUAUUUGUGACAUCAUCACUAGCUGUUUUAUAUAAACUUUAUGACGUUGGUGCAUCGAAACGUUCAGCUCAACGAUGGCGACGAGGAUUUGUCCUUAAGUAAAUCCAAAGAUGUAUUCACUUUUGGGUUCUGAGGGUCAAACAUGAGAUGAAGCUGUUAUUAACAUUAUUAUGAUUUUGUUACCUGCCUAGUUUAAGUGGUGUCGUAUUGAUAAAAGCAUCUAUGUGCUC